Molecule: messenger RNA, 3694 nt
Organism: Monopterus albus (swamp eel)
Lineage: Eukaryota; Metazoa; Chordata; Actinopteri; Synbranchiformes; Synbranchidae
Gene: efhb
Product: EF-hand domain family, member B
Exons: 14
Coding region: 184-1917 (577 amino acids)
Molecular function (GO): calcium ion binding
Source: RefSeq, a predicted model, not a curated record
GAAUGACGUUGCUAGGCAACGAAACUCAAACACGUGCACAAUUUAGCGUCUUAUUGACCAGAGGAACUUUGACCACAGGAUAGCUAGAAAGUCUUUUUAAAAGCUCAUGAAUGGUUAAGACGAACAUUAACGAUAAAAGAUAAGCAUAUAUUUUGCUUCUGUUGCAGCCACAUUUGAAAUAAGAUGAAUGUGACUGAUGGAAAUAGCGAUUACCAAAUGAAAUAUACAGAUAGAUAUCCAAACGUUCCUAAGGCUGGGAAACUAAUACCUGUAGGAUACAGUGUUAAGAGCUGCUUACAAGAAGUGACGAGGCCCCCCACCCCACCAGUGGUAAGGAAAUUCCACAACAGCAUUCAGCCAGAACCAGGAGCAAUCAGAGUGCACCCAGGGAAGGCAAAUGAUCCAGAUGUUGCCAGCACGCUUGUUCAUGGCAUCAGCACAAAAUCAUCCAUCAGUAGCAGAAGUUUGCUCAAUCCUCCAAAAAAGACCUUGUUUCAACAGAAGCUGCAAGAGUUCAGUGAAGCAGUGUACACCUCCAGUCGAAAAGCACCUCUGGGAAUGUCAUGUGAUCAGCGUGGAGGACUUCCCACCUGGUAUAAUGACAAAACUACAUUUGGUGUUAAAACAGUUAAAGGAUUAGAUGUGCACGCGCUUAUUAACCCUUCAAAAACAGCAGAGGAGGUAGAGAAAGAAGCUCAGGCGGGACAUGAGGGUUAUGUUCGAAGCCACAACGCUUUUUUUGUUGGUGAGCAAAUUGAUAGGAAGUAUGAUUGGAGUCACUACAGUAAAGACAGCAGGUUUGGGAUCCCCACACCUCAUUUCAACGAUGGUCGUAAUCUUGGCAAAACUCUUCAUUGGUUGGGGGAGACACAGAAAUUUUACCAUCCAAAGCCUGUUUGGAAAAGAUCUGGUAACAGGGAAAAGAUGGCACUGCAAUUUGGCAAAGUGAGCAAGAUGAGAGGAAAUACCCUGAACGUUCCACCAAAUCACACCUUUGGAACACUCUUGCCGCAAGAUGGAUUUGGUGCUGGACAUAUAAUCCACUCCAUGGAGCCAGGGCAGCAUGUGAGAGACAGAGAAAGACAGCGUAGCCUGGUCAGUGCAGUGCAACACCACCUCAAGAAGGUCAACUUCCACAACUUCCCCUCCUUGCUGCAGGCGUUCAGACAUUAUGACAAGAAAGGCAAAGGAAUGAUUGACAAAGAGGAUCUGCAUGCAGUGUGCCGUCAGUUCCAGCUGGAUGUUAGCGAGCCUGUCCUGAAUGAUCUAAUGGAAUACUGUGACACAGACAAGGAUGGGCUUAUCAACUUCCUGGAGUUUGCUAACUUCCUAAAUUGGAAGGACAAGAUGCCUAUCAACAUAUGGGAGCAGCGCAUUAUAACGAAUGAGACCAGCACAGCUCCAGCCAACAUGGAGAGUAAGCUUUUGUCACAACCAGCACAUCUUCCUGCCUAUAAAGCCUUGAUUAAACCUGAGGAACUGGAGCCUCUAGAGCCAGGCAGCUCACUGAAGACUGUCAGGACCCUGAGGCGACAGAAGGUAGCCCCAGACCACUUCAUCACCUCUUCCUCCCUUAUUGGGUCUGUCGGUGAUUCUGUGCUCACAUCAAACACCCGCAUCUAUGGGAUUCCGACUGUGCGCUCCGAUCGUCCAGCUCCACGCAUCAGAAGAGUCGGUGACACUACAAACUACGGUGAUACAUCCACAGCUGCAAAUCUUCUGCAUCCCUCGGUUCAUGCCCUCCAUGGUGUUCAUGAGGAACACUUCUUCUGUCCUCGCACCAAGGAGGAGAUCACUGAGAUCUUCAUGAAUGUAGGUGUGAUUAUUUCCGAGGAGACGUUCGAGGAGGCCUGGAAGCUGGCAUCCAUGAAGCACCCAGCUGGGGAGGCCACUGCUCCUCUCCAUGGGAACUGCUAAUUGGACCUCCCCUGUGGCCACUUGAAGAAGCAGCCAGACGUGGCCCUGUAGACACUUCUGCCAGUCCACAGGGACGAUGGCAGAUAAGAGAUUCACGCCAGCUAUGCGGGUCUGUGGAUCCACUUCUUUAGGGAUGACAGUCUGAUGUCUCCCUACUUUGCCAUCUGGUCCUAGAUUUACCAACGAACCAGUCGGGACAAGAGAGACUCAACAUGAUUUUUAGACGAUAACACCCCUGAAUGUUCAGGCUGUUGAGUGUUUAUGUGUGUGUGCUCUUCUACUUCUAUCUUUGUGAGGACCACUUUGAGUUUUAGAUUUUGGGGGCAUGUUUUGGAAACUCAGGAUAGUUUUGGAAAGGAAAGGAAAGUUUUGGAAAGUGAAGACAUUUUUGGAAAGAGGAUAUUUUUAAAAAAUAUUUUUGUAAAGUUAGAAUGUAUUUGAAUAGUGAAGACAUGUUUAAUUUCAAAGUGUGGACACGUUUGCAAACUGAAGACAGUCUUGGAAAGUGCAGAUAUUUCUGACAAUUAGAGGCAUUUUUUGUAAAGAAAAGUAUAUUUUUGUAAAGUGAGGCUGUUUUUCUCUAAAAUGAAGUAUGUUUUUGAAAAAUGGGGACCUUUACAAAAAAUGAGGACAUUUUUGUACGGUUUAAGAAAGUACAGACAUUUUGAAAGAAAGGGCCUUUUGAAAUGGAGCAAGUUUUUGGAAAGUGCAUACAUUUUUUAUAAAUUAAGUGGCUCUUUUACGUUCAAGGGACAUUGUAAGACAGUUUUGAAAUUAAUAACUUUUUAAAAACUUUUUGGACAUUUUUGAAUUUUGGAAAGUGUGGACAUUCUUAACAAAUGGAGACCAUUCUGAAGAGGGAGGAUAAUUUUGGGAAAUGAGGACAUUGUGAGAAAGGCAAUUUUCAAAUGUGAUAACCUUCAGCAAAACAUAUUUUCUAUAAGUGAGUGACAACGUGAAAUAUGUUUUAGAAGGUUUAGAGGUUUUUGAGACUUGCUUUUAGGGUUAAAUUAGAUUUAGGUUGGUGAAGGUCAUCAUAUGUAAACGUGUGUGACAGAGAGAAAGAUACAAUGAGAAAGCGUGGGAGUAUAUGGGAAGAGUUAAAGGUCGUGUUUGUUGUGGGCAUGGCAGGCGCCUGUUGGUGUAUGUGUGUGCGCAUGUAGUUGUGUAACUGAGGUUUCAUUAGGGUGUAAUGAGAAUUGCAGGUUUGAUGUGUGUGUGUGUGGUAAAGUGUGAUAUUUGGAGGAAGUGGGAAUUGUGACAGUGGCAGGUUUGUGUUUGUACUCACGGAUGCAAAAUGUGUGCGCAAGUGUUUGUAUCAAGUACGAUGAAUGAAAAUGCCCUAGAUUCUGGUGUGAGCCAGUGUCUUUGUCAGGUUUGUGUGUAUGCUUGUCUGCCCAUGUGUGACAGGACAUCACACGCGUGUGUGCUUGUGUAACUGACCUUGAUGUUUGUUCCUCAGAAGUGAAGAUGAACAGAUAAGCAGCAGGCUCUCGCCUCAGCUGUUCUUCUUUUCUUGCUUCCCUUCAACCACCAAGACAGAAGAUGAUGUUCGGUUUAUUCUAUAUCAAACUGAAGAUUACUCAGUCUGUGCAUCCUGUCUGCACUCGAUAUAAAACCAGCACAUUUCCUCGAAUAUGACAUUUAAAUCUUUUUAGGUAAACUUCUGUAAGAGAGGUAGAGCAGGAUUUUUUUUCUUUUUUUUCACCUCUGGUCAAACAGAUUUUCUUUUCACACAUUUUAAAUAAACCUAAGCAACAAUGCGGCACCAAGAAAU